AUGUGCGCACCCAGACGCGAUUGGUGCGAGUGGUGCAAGCGCGAAGUGACUCCUAGCGGCGGUCGAUAUGAAGCCUGCGAUAAGAAGCCACUAGGCGUAGAUCCACAAGCUUGUCCUCAUUGGGAUGCUGGUGCCGAUCCUUGGUUUGGGGUAGUAUGUAGUAGGUGCGGAUCAGGAUUUCCUGCCCAACUACGACGUUAAAUGGGUUCAGUCUCUACCUCUUGGUGUCACUCAAGGUUAUGGACAGCUCAAAAACUACCAUCGUGGACCUCCAUUGGCGUUCUUGAUUUGA
This is a messenger RNA of Hymenoscyphus albidus, 292 nucleotides long. NCBI's taxonomy places the organism in Eukaryota, Fungi, Ascomycota, Leotiomycetes, Helotiales, Helotiaceae. The record is from the annotation of a GenBank genome assembly.